Molecule: messenger RNA, 1314 nt
Organism: Pochonia chlamydosporia 170
Lineage: Eukaryota; Fungi; Ascomycota; Sordariomycetes; Hypocreales; Clavicipitaceae
Product: esterase
Exons: 3
Coding region: 1-1314 (437 amino acids)
Molecular function (GO): hydrolase activity, acting on ester bonds
Source: RefSeq, a predicted model, not a curated record
AUGCGAAUCUUGAGCUUCACCUUGCCUCUUGUCCACCUCUGUCUUGCGGUUCCCAACCUCAACCAACCGCGAGGCAACGAUGAGCCCUUGGACCGGCGGACGCAUGUCACGGUCAGGCGUAGUCAACGGCAGCAACAUGUUUUGAAUCCUCUCUCUUGGGAAUAUGUGGAAAGGCCUGAUAUCAAGUUCCCACAUCGCCCUGACCAUCAAGCUUCUGGAUUCAUUGCGCUUGGCGACUCUUACUCGGCAGGCAUCGGCACUGGGUUCAACGGGACGGAAAACGAAUGUCGUCAAGGCUUACACGCCUACCCCAUUCUCAUACAUAAUGAUCUCAACCACGCCCGAGGUCACCAUGAUGUUGCCCCAGAGAUGCAGUUUCUAUCAUGCACAGGCUCCACCAUUGGCGAUAUGCUCGCCGGCUCCGACCAUAGUCAGAUUGAUGGCUUAAAUGCCACUUCUGGUGCAGAUUUUGCACUGCUAUCUAUUGGCGGAAAUGACCUUGGGUUUUUUGAUAUUAUGAAUAGCUGUAUCUUCCGUUUUUACAGUUUCUAUUCAGGGACUUGCGAAGAAGCUUUGCGGAGAUCUGAAACAGCUCUCGAGGGCCCAGAUUUUGAACAUCACCUUCGUCUGGUAAUCAUGGAAAUCCUGGACAGUGUCCAGUGGGAGAAGAGACCGUGGUUUACCAUUACCGUUUCCGGGUACGCCCGCUUCUUCAACGAGCAAACCGAAGAUUGCGACGAACGGUCAUUUGGAGUAUGGUGGCGUGGCCCAAAGCUAAAACGAGAACUUCGCCGCAGAAUGAACAAGAUGGUUCUUUCAGUCAAUGACAAGAUACAAAGCUCAAUAAACGCCAUAAAUGCCGAUUUCACAGAGCCAAGGGUCAUGUUUGUAGACUACGAUGAUCUAUUUGAUGGCCAUCGUUUCUGCGAACCCAACGUUACCGAACCAGACUAUUCCAGGAACGAAACAUGGUUCUUUCUGGUUGGUGGACAAGACAACCACCAAGGGUUUCAAAUACAAAGAGCAGCCUUCAACAAGCAUGAACCAAUACUUUCUCAGAAUUCGCCCCUGCUUGACCCAGAAACAUGUUUGUCUCCUGCUCAGAGAUCAGGCGAUUGGGGUGAGCUGGCGCUGUGUUUAAUGUCCAAGGCUGCCAAGGAAGACCCAAACCUCCGAACCAGCCAAGGCGAUCUUGUUACCCAAAGCUCCAUGUGGUAUGUGCCGACAUAUUAUGGCAAGACAUUUCACCCGCGGACGAUGGGCCACAUGGCAAUUCGCAACAAGAUAUACGACCUCUGGAGUGGAUUGGAUUAA